Chlamydomonas reinhardtii is the source of this 4579-nucleotide messenger RNA. RefSeq lists its product as uncharacterized. NCBI's taxonomy places the organism in Eukaryota, Viridiplantae, Chlorophyta, Chlorophyceae, Chlamydomonadales, Chlamydomonadaceae. The record is from RefSeq and is a predicted model, not a curated record. The transcript is spliced from 9 exons. The coding region runs from base 230 to 3607 and encodes 1125 amino acids.
UAAAAUGCUGCGCCCGUGUUGCUACUCUGCAUGAGCAGCGUGCCUGGACGCUCUGCACCGAGCUUUGCCUAGGCUUCUUUCUGACGCAUCUUCUUCUUUCUGAUUCUCUGCCUUAACCGCACAUAUGGCGCAGCCUAGUAGCAUGAUUUUCUAGGACUCUCCUUCUUUAGAGGGGGCGCAACUGCACCGCUGGCAAGCUUUGGUGCUGGUGCUAGCGACGUGGAGAACUAUGGCGCUGACGCUGACGUCCCACGGCUUUGGAGUGGAGGGCAGGGGCCUUACCACCGAGCAGCUGGGGAAGCUUGCUCAGUUUAAGCGCGUACUAGCAAGCGCGGGCGAGUUCGACGAGAAGCGCUUUGACGAUCACGACCUUGCCCGCUUCCUGAAAGCCCGCAAUUAUGAUCUCCAAGCGGCCAAGCAGAUGUGGGAGGGCAUGAUAUCAUGGCGCCGGGAGAAUCGUGUUGACAACAUACACGAGUGGUUCGUGUUCCACGAGCGUUCGGAGUAUGAGAAGGUGUUCCCCACAGGGCUUCACAAGACGGACAAGGAGGGCCACCCGGUUUUGAUUCAGCAGCUGGGCCGCGUGAACAUUGGCGCGCUGUACAAGGUCACAACCGACGACCGCAUUCGGAUGGCGCACAUCGCGGAGAACGAGCAAAUGCGGCGCACCGUGUUCCCCGCCUGCUCCUACCGUGCGGGGCGCCCGGUGGACAAACUGUUCACCAUCAUUGACCUGGAGGGCAUCGCUUUCACGAGCGUGAUGCGGACCACGUCGAUUCUGAAGAUGUACAUGCAGAUGGACUCGAACAACUACCCUGAGACACUGGCGCGCAUGGCCAUCAUCAACGCGCCCGGGUGGUUCUCAACCAGCUGGAGCGCUAUUAAGGGCGUGCUGAACGGCGAGACCGUCAAGAAGAUCGAGAUCCUGGGCAAGGAUUACCAGGCAGCGCUGCUGCGCCAUAUCCCGCGGGAGAACCUGCUCACACAGUACGGCGGCACGUCGGCCGGCUCCCUCACCGACAACAUCGGGCCCUGGCAGGAGCCGCUGCCAGUGCCGCGGCCGCUGCUGCCGGAGCCCACGCCCGAGCUUCCCGCCACCCUGAGGGGCGACGACACAGCUAUGCUGGCGGCGGAGGGGGGCGACGAGCUGCGGGCGUUGGGCGGGCGUGUGCUGGACCAGCACGGGCCGCGGGACGUGCAGAUGCGCAACCGCAGCGUGUCGCCGGUGCGGCCGGGUGCCGUCAAGGGCGCCGGCGGCGACCACCUGCACCCCGCACCGGGCAGCCCGCCGCACGCCAAGCGGCCGCACAUGACCAACGACUCGGGGCAGGCAGCGGCGCAGCAGCAAGGCGGCCAGCAGCAGCAGCAGCAGCAGCCACAGCAGCAGCCGCAGCCGCUGAACGGCACGAGCGGCAGCCCCGCCCCCAGCGUGAGCGACACGUCCUCGGACAUGGGCUCGCACAACAUGACGGCGCCGCUGCUUAGCAACUUCCUGCACGCCUCAUCCUCGCCAUUGCAGUCCGCGCCUUCGGGGGGAGGCGCGCCGGGCACGCGCUCGCCGCCUGUGGGUGCCGCUCCGGGGGCGGGCAGCGCCAGCGCCGGCACUACAGGAGGCAGCCUGGUUCGGCGAAGCAGCUCCAGCGGGGGCGGCAUUGUUAGCGGUCUUGUGGCGGGGCUUCAUGCGGCGGCGUCGCACAUCGCUAACUACACGCACGUGCACCACACCUCGGCCACACACGUGCCGCUGCCUGGCGGGCCGUCGGCGGACGCGACGCCCGCAAGCCUCACUAGCCCGGUCGGUCCCGGACAGCAGCAGGUGCGUCCUGGCGCCCUGGCAUCGCCGCUGCACCAGUCGACAGCGACUGCUGUGCCGGCGGCAUGGCGGGCGGGGGCGGGGCACGGGGCGGGUCCCGCGCAGCUGCAGCUGACGCCGCGUGACGACACGGAAACGCUCAUGUCAGCCGCGAGCGCGAUGUACAGCUUGCCCAGCGCGUUGAGUCCCAUCAGCCCGCAGGAUGCCCACGACACGGCGUCAUCGCGUCCCAUGGACAUCUACGUCACGGGUAGCAGCACCAGCGGAGCUGCAGCGGCGGCGGCGGGGCUGCCGUCCGUGCCGCCCUCGGCCGGGCCCACGGGUGGCUCCCGCGGCCCCACCUCCGCGGGCCCCACAGGCGGCAGCACCAGCGGCCACGCCAGCGCGGGCGCCGGCGCCGGCGCGACGGCCGGCCCCAUCGGCAGUGGUGCGCUCAUGGGCACCGCAGCCAGCGCCACUCUCUCCAUGUUUGGUAGCGCGAACCCCGGUAGCGUGGAGCUGAUGCACGGGAUGCAGUCGGGGCCACUGCAGCCGCAGGGCACGGGCGGUGACUAUGACGACGCCGAGUCGGUGCGCAUGAGCGUCAUGAGCCAGCGCUCCUUUUACAGCGCCAUGUCGCACCUGGACGCCUCCAGCAGCAGCGGCAUCACCAGCCCCAACAGCGUGUCGGAGCAGGCACGCCGCUGGUCCGUGCAGCGGGAGCUGCACGCCGCUGCCAUCGCGUCCGCCGUCGCCGCCACAGCGGAGCGCCGCGCGGCGGUCGCGGCGGCGGCCUCCGGAGCUGCCGCGGCGGCGGCGCACACUGGCGGCAGCAGCGCCCUCGCGAGCGCUGCCGCGUCGUUCACUGUCGCGGGGAACAACCGCUUGAGCGGCGGUGCGGGCGCGGGGCUGGGGGGCGUCCCCUACGUCGUGCCGCCGGCGGCGCAGCAGGCGUUUGGCUCCUACCUCGACCAGCCGCCUCCGUACGGCGCGCACGGCGGCCGCGCGGCUAGCAGUGUUGGACCGCACGCGCCAGGCGCGGUGUCGCAGUCGGGUGCCGACGGCGGCGACCACACCGCCGGCGGGCGCGAGGCGGGCGCUGCUGCGCUGGCCUCGGCGCGUGGCACCGGGACAGGGCGCCAGCACGGCGGCGGGCACCACAGCCGCUCUGCCUCGCGCGGCGAGCUCGCCUCGCUAGGCGGGGGUGGCGGCGGAGGCGGCGCCACGGGCGACGUGGUGGUGCACAUAGGCGAUGUAGACGGCGGGCCGCACGGCGGCGGCAUGUCGCGCUCCGGCUCCGCCGCCACGCUCAACACGCCUGACGAGUGCAGCCUGGGGCCGGUGGGCGCAGUCAAGUGGGCGCGCGGCUGGUUCUUCCGCCGGCGGAACUACGGCCGGCUCAUAGACGACGCCCACGGUGACGUCGCGGGAGGGCUGGACAGCCGCAACGGCGCGGGGCCCGGCCACGCGCGCAAGGGCUCGGUGGGUGCGUCCUACGCGCCGAUCGACGGGCCGGGCUGCACCAGCCCCAGCAAGAGUAUGCCGAAGGGCGUGAACGGCGGGAGCGUGCACCACUCGCGCGGCGGCUCGUGGGACGACCAGUCGCUGUACGACCAGACGUUCGGGCGAGGCGUGGGUGUGAGCGGCGGAGGCGGAGGCGGAGUGGGCGUGCAGCGAGACAUGUCGUUCGGGCGUGCGGCGGAGCGGCGGCGGCUGCUGAUCGGCAGUGACCUCAGCUCAGGCGCGCGGCGGCGUGGCGUGCUGGCGAGCAUGGAGGAGUGCUGCGCGUGCAUGCCGCGCUGCACCAUCAUGUGAUGCGGCGCCGGGUGUGACAUUUAAUGCGGCGCCGGGCGUGAUCAUGCAAUGUUACUACGUGUCCUAACUAGGCAUGGGUAUGCGGGGCGUGUGGGGAUGGGGCGUGGUCGAAGUCCCGGAGCGCGUGUGUCGCACUGCCAAGUGGUUGGGAUAAGUCGGAUAUGUAGUGAAUGCGCGUGCUCCGAUCAGGAGCGUUGCUACAGCCCUGGCUGACUACCAGGUGUGAAUAUAAGGGGACGAUGUCGAAGGGGGCUACACUGUGAGAGCCCGAGUGAGCGAAGAACGACUAUGUGUGCAGGCGUGAUCGGAACAACCCAUUUUGUGUUUGUGCUUUGAGAUACCGUUGUAGAAGCCUGGGCACUGUGUCGCCUGUAGUGAAUGCUACCAACUAGUGGACUGCUCCCCAAUAAUGAACCGCAUGCGGUGGGGCCGGGUUCCAUCGGCCGUUGCCUCUCUGCUGUCCCUGAGCUAGCUUGAGGUUUCGGAUGGCCAGUGGCGGGUGAUGAGGUGUGGUGUAGGCGUUUGUGCGCAGCUGGAGGUAGGAGGGGCGGCGGGGGCGUGAACGGUGAACCCUAUUUUGCCGUCGAGAUACGGUAUGUCUCUCGACGAGGGGAGGCCGAUAGCCCCCUUACACCCCGCUAACUGACACCAAGUGUCGCAAACGCACUGGGCGAAGGCGGUCCCGUGUGGCCGCUCCGUGCGGGUGGGGCGCGGCGCCUGGACUGCGGGGGAAGCCCGAGGGCCCCGCUAACCCCGAGACCAGGAGAACCUGAAAAGGCCGCGGAUGCUGUAGCUAGAUAACACUACGUGAUCUGCUAACAGACACCACCGUUGGUGGGUUAUUGGUGGGUUGUCUAUAUGGUAAGCCGUCUGGCGCUAUUGAUGGGUGACCUGAGGUUGCGAUACAGGAACACACGUGCGCUGCCAACGGAACUUGGCGGAGGUCUGCUACUAGCCUACUACAGCAUUGUG